Mycena citricolor is the source of this 1485-nucleotide messenger RNA. Lineage: Eukaryota; Fungi; Basidiomycota; Agaricomycetes; Agaricales; Mycenaceae. The record is from the annotation of a GenBank genome assembly.
AUGCAAGCCCAGCCCAACGCCGCAGUGUUCUGCGAUUUCUCGGCGCAGAGUUGGCAGACCAUGUACAAUGGUCAGGGACCAUAUGCGACGGAUGGGACCUUCCAGACGGUGGAUUCGAGCGCAGGGCCGAGUCGCGUCCUCACCCGACGUCAGCGUGCGUUGGCCCAUGAGCAUCGUCCGUACGAUAUCCAGGCACGUCUUCAGUCCUUCUUGCUCUCUUAUGCUGUACUCAUCUUACUUCAAGCACUCCGCCCAAUUCGGGCAUGGAGGCGAGUAUCGCUCAUCACGACUUCAAUCAAGCCCGACAAGACGCGAGUUCACCCCUUCUGGGCUUUCUCCUCUCAGCAUGCCGCAGGGAAUGCAAUCGCCUUACAACAAUCCACUCACGCCCUCUACGACUUCUUCACCUUACACUACCUACAGUUUCUUUGGACAUUCUCGUGCCAACUCCCUUUCCGCAGCGACAAAUCGCGCAGCAUCUCCGGCGCUCAGUACUGUCUCCGCGCUGACGUCGUGUCAUCGGCAUCGCUCCGACCAGAGCGCCCAAUAGCACGAGCUCCUCCUCCUCCUUCGGUCUCUCUUCCACUUCUGGCUCUCCGCUCUCUGGAUCCGCGAGCACCAGCGCGUCGGCCAGUCCGCAACUCGCAAGAUCCUGAAGAACAAGACAAAAUGGUAAAUGUCCCUGUCGAUGAGGAACUGAAGAUUGCCAAGCACAGGCCGUCCAAGUUUCCUGAAAUCGAAACGGAUAUGAUGGAUGUGCUGCUUGCCGCUCGGGACAACAACGCUCCCCUGACUGAUGCCUUCAUCCGGAUCAAGGCUCGCGAAGUCGCCCUGAAGUUAGGCAUCGGUGAAGACCGUUUCAAAGCCAGUGCAGGAUGGGUGGAAAAUUUCAAGCAUCGGCACGGUAUCAAGGGUGGAAUCUGGUCCGGACAUGGGCGAAAUGUUCGCGCGGCUGCCAGUCGUGGAGCUGGGCUCGAUCCCAUCUGCUGGGAGAUUCCAGCUACUGGCCCAUCCUGGCUGAUGGCGCCGGUCGAGCCUCCACCUGGUGUACAUCCUUCUUCGGCGCCUGUCUCUCAAAGUCCCAAUACACCGGAUGAGAUAGCGCCCGUUGUCGAUGCAGCCAGCUGGAUGAUGUCGAAUGCACCGCCGCCUCCGUCGCACGAUGAUCCGGGCAACCUUUCGGGAUGGUUGACGCAGUCGGAGAGCGCACAAUCUUCUGUCGACGAAGCUGCAUGGAUUUCUCCCAACCAUAACGGUGAGAUGGCAGCCGAUCAGCUGUCGUCGAACCAACACUCGGCAAAUGCACCAUGGGCCAUGCAGCAGACCACGAAUGACGACGAGCAGCCCCCCUCGAAGGCCCACGCCAAUCUGGCUUUCAACUUUGUCACGGAUUAUCUGAGGCAAUGCGGGCAGGAACUUGAUCCUCAGCUAGCCGCUGCGGUGUGUUACAGCCAUCUCCCGAGGGGGGAACUGACCUGCGACUAA